Messenger RNA from Naegleria fowleri, 2181 nucleotides. RefSeq lists its product as uncharacterized. The record is from RefSeq and is a predicted model, not a curated record. NCBI's taxonomy places the organism in Eukaryota, Heterolobosea, Eutetramitea, Acrasida, Naegleriidae. The transcript is spliced from 2 exons. Bases 1 to 2181 code for a protein of 726 amino acids.
AUGACCAUCGUCACUGCACACGCACACUCAUUCACCACCACCACCACCAACACCAACACCAACACCAACACCAACACCAACACUCGGCUUAGAAACAACAGUUACUUCUUGCCGGAGCAGGAAACCACAAAAAGUACUUCCCGUCCUGCUCAUCCACUUUCACAAUCCCAACCACAGGACGCAUUGGAUUCCUCUCUUCAAACACAACUCUCACGACAGCGAAGUCGAAUACAAGCUCUCUCCGUUGCCUUGGGAUUCAUCUUUGCUGUGUGUGCAGUGGCUCUGCUCUCUCCCAUUAUCGUUUUGGUGAUUCAUACGAUGGAACAACAACAAAGACAUGCCCAUGAAGAACAAGUCAAACAAGUGGCGAUCACGGCUGAAUUGUUGAUACGAAAACAAGUGGAAGUGUCGUUUGGCUCGUUGAAUAUUUUGACCAAUGUGGCACUUGAAUGGAAUUUCACCUUUGAUUGGGAGAGAUUCAAUCGACUUGGGUCUCGCUUGAAGCAACAAUUUCCUGAAAUUGAUAUGUUUGAAUAUGCUUUUACUGAUGAAUAUGUGUUGAAUUAUAUCUAUCCUUUGCAAGGUGUGGAAUUCAUGAUUGGACAUCAUAUGGGUUUGAAUACUCCAGCACACAUAGCAGCCAUUCAAGAAGCCAUUCACACUAAAGAAACCAAACUUUUCGGACCCAUCAACCUCAUCAAUUUAGAUCCAAACUCCAUUGCUGUGAUUGCUCAACAACCCAUCUUCUUUCCCAAUAAUGGAAGUUUCUUUGGUCUCAGUGUGGAAUUAUUCAAUUUUAUGUCUCUCUUCAAUGAAAUUGAUUUGUAUGAAGUGUUGGCUGGUUAUCAAUAUCAAUUGUACGAGUACGCUCAAAAUCAAAUCUUUUUGGAGAAUAGAAGCGGAACCAAGAAUGGAACAGAAGGACGAAUUGGUGUGAAGAAUGUGAAACCGUUGGAAGAUGCUUUGGAGAGAAAUAUGAGUGUUCUCAAUUCGAAUUGGAAAAUUACGUUGAGACCUGUGGAUGGAUGGAAUACUGGAAGUUUUUUAUGGCUGGAAAUUUUAAUUGCCAUUUUGGUUGAAUUUGUCGUUUUUGUUUUAGUGAUCUUGGGAGUGAAUCAAUUAAUUCAGGAUUAUUUUAGGAAGAAAGAAUUCAAAAUCAUUCAGGAUAGUUUGGAAAUGAAAGUGAACGAAAGAACAAGAGAUUUAGCCAACUCUCAUAAUCAGCUGUUACUUUUGGUCGAUAGAAUUUCAUUCGAAGAACAAAAAACAAAAAAGAUCAUGAACUCGCUGGAGGAUGCAGUCGUGACAAGUGACGCCAAUGGAAAAGUCAUUCACUGCAACAAUGCAUUCUUUAAGAAUUUUGGAUAUACAGAUACAGAUUUAUUAGAUCGAGCAGUGAUUUCAACCAUUUUACCCCAAAUUGAUCUCUCCAACUUGAUUCAAGAAAUGAGUCGAACUGAAGCUAACAAUCAUGGUUUAUCUUCGAUUCAUUCCGUGGAAACGAAUGCAAAAACCAAAACAGGUGUUUCUCUCUCUGUCAAAGUUUCUGUCUCGCUAAGUCAAAUUUAUUCACAAUCGAUUACACGUUUCUCAGUGGCUGAGAACAACAGCUCAAGCACAGUUCUCACAGCUUCAGAGAUUCCCAAUCCUCAACCGCUCGAAAAUGUUCAAACUUCUCUCUUGAAAGAUAAUCGUCAAGAAACAGUUUGUGUCAUUUUGAUUCAUAUUCUGGGCAAGAUUUCUCCCUUUGGAUCCACACUGGUGAUGAAUAAUACAUUGGAAAUGGAAUCAUCUCCAAUCCAUGAUUAUCCACUCACAAAUCAACAAAUGACUUUCGAAUUUAAAGAAUUUUUCAUGAAUUUAGAAAAGAGAAAACUCUUUAAGGAAUUUUGUGCCAAUGAACACAACGAUGAAAAUAUUCAAUUCUUAGAAGAUGUGCUCUUCUAUAAAAGUUUAGGAUUCAUUCAGGAACGAGUGAAUAUGCAACAAGAAAUUUUUGAAAAUUAUCUGAAAGCGAAUGCUCCCAAACAAUUGAACAUUUCGAAAAAGCAAUUGGAAACACACUCGUUCAAAAUAAGUAGGGGUUUGGGAGAAUUUGAAUUGUUCGAUGAGUUGGAGAAGGUCGUCAUUCAGAACAUUAUUCACGACUCGUUUAAGAGAUUUAUGGACAUGCGCCAUUAA